Molecule: messenger RNA, 2052 nt
Organism: Penicillium manginii
Lineage: Eukaryota; Fungi; Ascomycota; Eurotiomycetes; Eurotiales; Aspergillaceae
Product: SKN1/KRE6 family beta-glucan synthesis-associated protein
Exons: 7
Coding region: 1-2052 (683 amino acids)
Biological process (GO): (1->6)-beta-D-glucan biosynthetic process; fungal-type cell wall organization
Cellular component (GO): endoplasmic reticulum membrane; plasma membrane
Molecular function (GO): glucosidase activity
Source: RefSeq, a predicted model, not a curated record
AUGUCGAACCAGGGCUCCAACCCCCCGAGACUCGAAAUGCCUCACAUCCGCUUGAACUCGGGCCGCCAGGACCCAUUCAUCGAUACGAACGAGGGCUACGUCCCGCUCGAGACGCGGCCUGACUCGCGAGCAGAAUCGCAAGUGUCACGAUCUCAGUCUCGAGCAGACUCGAUACAAUUAUCGCGAGCAGGCUCGCGGCUGGAAUCCCGGUCCAAUUCCCGCGCUGCGCAGAGACCCUUGACACCGGGUCCUGAUAUGGUCCCUGUUUCGCUCGGUGCUCAAGGGAUGUCGCCCUAUGGAAAUCUUCGGAAUUCUUGUUACCUCCUCGACUACGACCGACCCCCCCGUGACGAUGGGGAUCGAUCUGGAUCGCCUGAUCGCUGGUCUCAGGCUCGGUCGAGUAUCAGCUCAAUGAGUCGUGAUAGUCGUCACCAUAUGGAUCCGUUCGAGGAUUCGCGUGCGCCAUCCACUCGUUCGGGGAGUGAUGAGUAUGAUGUGAACACUCAAACUGUCUCGGAGAAGUUUAAUAUUAUGCCGACAGACGGGUUACUUCUUUUUCCCGAGGACGUGGAGAAGGACGACUAUCUACACAACCCGGACCCUGCCGACAAAGAGGGUGAAUGUGACAUAUGCAAUCGACGAGGUGUCUUGAACGUCGGCGGAUUGGUUGUAUUGACACUGGGGAUUCUAGUCCUUUUCAUUGGAUACCCCGUCAUUACCUGGGUUGAGGGCAUUCUAAAACCGACACCUCCCUGCCCUGCAGGAGAUAAUAACUGUCUCGACGUUGAACCGCGUGAACUUUUGGAAAAUAUACGAAAGGGCUUGAUCGACCCUGAUACCCCUGCGGACGCGAUGUGGAAGAAGAAUUCGGAUGGCAAAGACUGGAAGCUUGUGUUUUCUGAUGAGUUCAAUAUGCCUGGUCGUACUUUCUUCGACGAAGAUGAUCCCUUUUUCCAAGCUGUUGACUUGUGGUACGGUGUGACAAUGGAUAAAGAGUGGUAUGAUCCCGAUGCUGUGACAACAAACGAAGGUACUCUCGAAAUCCGCUUCGACAACUUCAAGAAUCAUGAUGUGGCAUAUCGCUCUGGCAUGCUUCAAAGCUGGAACAAACUCUGCUUCAAGGGUGGUCGUCUCGAAGCCAGCCUCUCGCUGCCCGGAGACGGUCAUAUUCAGGGUUUCUGGCCUGGCUUCUGGGCUAUGGGUAACCUAGCACGUCCUGGAUACGCAUCUACCACCGAUGGCCUAUGGCCCUACAGCUACCAUGAUGGCUGCGAUGCCGGAAUCACCCCAAAUCAAAGCUCGCCUGAUGGAAUCAACUUCUUGCCUGGUAUGCGUCUACCAGGCUGCGCCUGUCCCAACUCCGACCACCCUUCUCCAGGAAAAGCUCGAAGUGCGCCUGAAAUCGAUGUUAUCGAGGGAAGCACAGCAGCACUCAAUGGCGACGGACCUUUCAUCGGUAGUGCCUCUCAAAGUCUACAGACAGCACCCUUUGACAUCUGGUACAUGCCAGACUACGACUACACCGCCGUCUAUGAUCCUCGUGUCACUCAAAUCAACGCUUACCGUGGUGGUGUGUACCAACAGGCCAUGUCCGGCCUCACCAAUCUCAACUCUCGCUGGUACAACGGUACCGAGUACCAAAACUUUGCCUUCGAAUACUCCCCCGGCGCGGUUGGUAACGUCACUUGGUUCGUCGGAGAAGACAAGACCUGGACCCUGGACGGUCGGGCCAUCGGACCAAACGGAAACAUCGGUCAACGUAUGAUCCCCUUGGAACCCAUGUCCGUGGUUUUCAACCUGGGCAUGGCAGACAACUUCGCGCCGCAGAAUCACUCUAUCAAGGAGUAUAUGCCUGCGUACCUGCGCGUUGAUUACAUCCGCAUCUACCAGGAUCCGGAUGAGGAGAGUAUUACAUGCGACCCGCCCGGCUACGAGACCACAGGUUACAUUAAGGAACAUGAGAAGGCGUACAAAGAUGCGAACCUGACCACUUGGGAGGCUGCCGGGUACCACUGGCCCAAGAAUAGCUACAUGCACGAAUGUCCAAGUUAG